CGUGGUGAAGUUUGAGCGGUGGUCGCGUUGACAGCGGCUGUUUGUGUUUCUUGUGUUCGGUCUGUAUGUUUUAACUGGUUCUUGUAGGAGACUUCGCCGAAGCGCACACAAAACACAGACACAGCAGCAGCAGCACGUCGUGUCGAUGGGUGCCGUGGAGAGCACGGAGGGGGAACGGGAGCCUCUGCUCGCUCCGAGGCCGCCGGAGGAGCAGGGCGCUCAGCCCGUGAACAGCAGCAGGGUGUACGGCAGACGAUGGGUGGUUCUCACUCUGUUCUCAGUGCUGGGAUUUUUACAAGGGAUGGUCUGGAACACUUGGGGUCCCAUACAGAACUCUGCCAAACAUGCCUUCGGCUUCUCGACGACAGACAUCGCUGUGCUGGUGCUCUGGGGACCCGUGGGCUACAUCCCCUGGCUCCUGUUUAUGUGGCUCAUGGAUAAGAAAGGGCUGCGGGUGUCUCUGCUACUCACAGCCUUCCUCAUGGUGCUGGGCUCUGUCCUGCGGAGUGUUCCCCUCACUGACCUACAACUGAGACGCUGGUUAAUUCAUGGAGGUCAGCUUCUUAACGGUUUAGCCGGUCCAACUCUGAUGAGUGCCGGACCUCUCCUCUCUACUACUUGGUUCGCUCCAGACCAGAGGGCCACAGCCACAGCUGUUGCAUCUUUGGUUGGCUACCUGGGGGCAGCCUGUUCCUUCUUGAUUGGCCCUCUGGCUGUGCCAGCUCCCAAUGAUACACAAAUAGUGAACACCAUCACUCACUGGGAUCCAGGCCACAUCAGGGACAGAAUACAGCUGGUUCUUUACACAGAGUUGGGGGUGAUUGCGGUCUUCUUUGUAGCCGUGCUCCUCUACUUCCCCUCCAGGCCACCCAGGCCACCCAGCGUGGCAGCAGCUAGUCAGCGUCUUAGCUACAGGAGCAGCAUCUGCAGACUACUGAGUAACAUGAGGUUCCUGAUGAUAGCGCUCGCCUAUUCAGUACCCACAGGAGUAGUAGCUGGAUGGUCUGGUGUACUGGACAUGAUCCUGACUCCAGUCAGAGUCAGCCAGGUUGAUGCUGGAUGGAUAGGAUUUUGGUCUAUACUUGGAGGCUGUGUGUUUGGAGUAGCUAUGGCAAGGUUUGCUGACUCCAUUCGGGGAAUGCUGAAGCUGAUUCUGGUGCUGAUGCUAGCUGGAGCCUCCCUGGCGGCCACCUGGUUCACUCUCACCUGCCUGACCAGACUCACUCACCUCCCCUCCACUAAAGCCACACUUUAUACCUCCUGCAUCCUGGUGGGCAUCUUCAUCAACAGCAGCGUUCCCAUCUUCUUUGAGCUUUUCAUUGAGACAGUUUACCCCGUGCCAGAGGGUAUCACCUGCGGAGUGGUCACCUUCCUCAGCAAUCUCUUCACGGGCCUGCUACUCUUCUUCCUCACCUUCUACUUCACAGAACUUUCCUGGUUGAACUGGUGUCUGACAGGCUCCUGCCUCUUCAGCCUGCUUCUCAUCCUCUUCUUCAGGGAAUCCUAUGACCGCCUCUAUCUGGACGUCUUUGUGUCAGUCUGAGCAUGCUGCUCCUUUUUGUACCGGGGGAAAAAGAACGGAGCUGUGCAGGCACCAUCUUGUACAAAGAAGAUGGGAAGUGCAACACUGGUUUCUCUGUUUCACUGAACUUUUUUUCUACGUAACAUGUUUUCUAAACCUUGUAGAUGUUAAAAGGUACUUGACAGUGAUGACAUUGUGAUAGCAUUUUAUCAACAACAGAAAGACCCAAGUUAAAAUGGUAGUGUUGUAGACAUCUUCCAUUUGUACUGGAUAUUAUGGUCUUUUGGAUGCAUCUCUUUUUAAUAUAUAGGGAUCUUUUAAGUGAAGUAAUAGUGAUGUUUAUGAAGAGUCACAAUGUGAAAGACUCUUGUUGGGUGUAUAAAGAUGCCUCCUGUGGAGCACCCUGUGAUGGGUCUCUUUUGCGUGUAUUUACAGGUCGAGGAUAAUUGUAGGCUUGCUCAAUCAGCUGUCUAGGACAAGCUGCGCUAACAAGAGACCUCUUAGUCUUUUACUGUUGCGCAUAACCAGGAAUAGCGAACUGUGGGUGGGGUUUAGUGGGUAAAAUGACAUGUGACAGUGCCCGUGAUUAAAUGGGAUCUAGAUUCCUCUUUUUGGGGGAUUUUUUUUUUUUUGUCGUUUUCCUCUUCAUCACUUAUUAUUAUGCAAACAAUGAUUUUAGCCUUACCUUUUUUCAUCAUCUCCUCCCUGUGGGGUUGAAAUUGCUCUUCACUUUUGAAGACUGUGAAAGCGCACAUAGGCCAUGUUCAAAGAAUCCUUUACUGAGCUCAGUUGCAUUGAUGUAUCUUUUAUGCCUUUGUUUGGGUCAUGGUGCUUCUGUCCCUAAACAAAUUCAUAUGUUUGGACUGAGGAAGUGAUUCGAGGUUGUGCCAGUUUUCACUUGACUGUACAGCUUGGUUUUACAGUUGCUGCAUGCAGAUUAUACGUUUGUCAUACGGACAUUUCAAGAGUUAUUUCGGUUUAGCAUCAAGUUAUAACGGUAGCAUCAAGCAUGUUUUAAAGGGUUUUAGAUGUAAUUUAUGCAAUGUUUUUUAUUUAUUUAUUUGAGGGAUCAAACACUAACAGAUUUGAAGAGACUAAUGGACUAUGUAUCUGGUUAAAUACUGUUCUGCAGCAUUUGGGAAGGCCAUUUGAAAUUUGGCAUUAGUAACUGCUGUAGAUAUAAACACUGUCUGUACACCAGCGGAUGUUUUUGGUUGAAGGGAUGGUUGUCCAAAGAAUGCUAAUGUGGCCAACAAUGAAUACUUGUAUGCCUUGGCAUAUUUUUUUUAAUCCCCAAAUGCUCACUGACUCCUGUUAAUUCUCUUUAGUUAUUAAUGAGAUGGACAUUUUAGAUGCCUCUCUUUUCUAACAUGGCCCAUAUUCUGAUCAGCAAUUAAGAGUUCAAAGUAGGAAGAUGAUCAUAGCGUACCAGGGUAUUAGAUUGGGUUGUGUAGUUGGUCCUCUACAGUUUUGCACAGAGCAGGUCCACUCAAUGCCUAGCUUUUCCUGGUGGUUUUCCCACUAUGAGCCCUUAUUUCUAAGUAUAUGACCCAGAGGAUUUCACAGCUAGAAUAGCUAUAUAAGUCUACUGGUGGAUCACUUAAUGUAAGUGAUGUAAGUCCCUGGGCUUCAGAUUAAAGAGAAUCUCCAAAGAGGGCAAGGACAAGCUGUCUAACAGUGAAGAUACUGCAGUGUGCCCCAGAAAAUCUAUGGAAACAAAUUAGUGGACCCACUGUGAGGGUUGGGGGAUUUCCUAGAUUGGACCUUAUGGACUGAUUUACAGUUUACAUUUAUGUACAGACAUUGAGGUCAUAAAAUAUUUCUGUGAAUGUUUUAGCCAUCUUUUUCAAACAGUCCUUAUCUACCUUGUCUACUGCAAGAAAGCACAGCUCUGCACCUCUUUGGGACGAGCCCACAUGUGACUCGCUACCCAAGGUUCUGUCCUACCAGUUGUGAAACUCUGCCUUAAUUAACAGUGACCUGUGCAAUUUUGUUCCCUCUCUUUCUCACCACUGUGAUGAAGUCUGAUGUGGUUUCUGUGCAGAGACGUGUUCUGUUUCACACUGUAAUGGUAAUCGAAGGGAUUCUUUAGGAUCAUGUUGUUCUUGCCUUUGUCUUUGUUCCAAAUUCUGUUUGUCAACAAUUUUCAGCACCUUAUUAAAAACCUGUUUUGAAAGAA
This is a messenger RNA of Pygocentrus nattereri (red-bellied piranha), 3701 nucleotides long. RefSeq names its product solute carrier family 49 member 4 (gene slc49a4). The record is from RefSeq and is a predicted model, not a curated record. Gene Ontology annotation, cellular component: membrane; intracellular membrane-bounded organelle. Gene Ontology annotation, molecular function: transmembrane transporter activity. NCBI's taxonomy places the organism in Eukaryota, Metazoa, Chordata, Actinopteri, Characiformes, Serrasalmidae. Gene Ontology annotation, biological process: transmembrane transport. Bases 146 to 1543 code for a protein of 465 amino acids. The transcript is spliced from 9 exons.